AUGUCGAGAAGUGUGUCGCCGAGUGGUAGUGGUAGUGAGAGUGAAGGGUAUGUUGAGGAGAGUAGGAGGAUGAGAGAGAUGGCUGCGAGAUUGGAGACGUUGGAGAGGAAGUUGGAGAAGUCUAGUCGUAAGAGGAAAAGAGAGGAUAGGAGUGACAGUGAGAGUGAGAGUGAGUCAGAGAGGAGCAGGAGAAGUGGCAGGAGUAGAAGUAGCAAGAGGAGAAACAGCAAGAAGAGCAAGAGGAGCAAGGAAAGUAAGCAGGUGAAGAGGGAGAGACAGGACGAGAGGAUGGCGGCGGCAAGAAAGAGAAGUUGGAAGGCCAAGGCUCACGAGGAGCAGUUCUGCGUGAUAAGUAAGGCGUUGGAGCCUCUAGUCAAGGCAAGGCAGAAGGCGGAGCGUCGAGGCGAGAAGGACAUCGCCAGAAACAUAGAGGAAGGUGAGAGCGUCCUCCAGCGGCGAGUCAAGUUAUUGCUGUUUGCGGACGCCGAAGGGUGGUCGGCCGCAAACAUUUAUGAUGGUAAAAUGGAGUGCGGGUCCGAUACGGACGAUGAGCGGAGGAUGAGGAGGGCCAGGGCGGAGGCCAAGGAGGGGAAGAGGAGCAGUGGCAAGCCCUUUCCAGGAGGCCGCCCAGCCGGGGUCGGGCUCGGAGCGGCUGCUCGAGCUCAGACCAUGCCGGCCGCACCGAAGCCACCCGGAUUCGGCGCCCCGUUCAAGGAGCUGGCCUGUUGGCGGUGCGGAGGGAAGGGGCACGUGCAGAGGGACUGCACGCAGCCUGCCCCAGGCCCAGCACCUGCCAGGUCAUUCCCGAUGCAACAGCAACAGCAGCCACGAUGA
Messenger RNA from Sycon ciliatum, 834 nucleotides. RefSeq lists its product as uncharacterized. NCBI's taxonomy places the organism in Eukaryota, Metazoa, Porifera, Calcarea, Leucosolenida, Sycettidae. Bases 1 to 834 code for a protein of 277 amino acids. The record is from RefSeq and is a predicted model, not a curated record. Gene Ontology annotation, molecular function: nucleic acid binding; zinc ion binding. The transcript has a single exon.